Cherax quadricarinatus is the source of this 3187-nucleotide messenger RNA. The record is from RefSeq and is a predicted model, not a curated record. NCBI's taxonomy places the organism in Eukaryota, Metazoa, Arthropoda, Malacostraca, Decapoda, Parastacidae.
GUAGAGUGGGUGGUGGGUGUCCGUGGUCCGUGGUUCAGUGUAGCUGUGGUGUCCGUGGUGGUGGGUUGUGUCUAACUCUGUCUUAACAUCUUCCUCACGUGUCUAUAUACAUUCAAUAUUUACUUACAUAUAGUUAUCCUGUGAUUUUAGACCUUAUUGAUUCUGGUCCAGGAAGUGACCGGUUGUUAGUGUUGAGAAACUGACAGUUCCCGGGGCACUGUGUUGAAAUUAUCACAAAAACUGAUGCAUUUCGUAAGAAAAUGGAAUUACGUGGCAUUGGUUAUUGUUGACAAAUUAAUGGAAAACUUUCUAACAUAACGAUGAACUGGAAUAAGUGGUGAUUUGCGUGUUUAAUUGCGUGUUUAGGGGGAAUUUAAUGUGUCUGUGAGAGAGUCAGUGGCGUAACACUUGUUAAUAUAGUGUAAUUCAAUGUUAUUCAAUUAAAACACCUGACUACCACACCAGAGAAGUGUAGCUAUACAGUGUUACCAGACUCAGGAAUAUUGGUGUAUUACCCUCGUCUGGAUGAAUAAUUAGUUUUGUGGCGGGUUGUUUUGAGAGUUGUAACUCUAUCUGUGGGUUAUAUACCACUUGUAUUAUGUUUGAUCUCAAGGGGAGCUGGAACGAGUUAAGAUGGCGUUGUUUAAGGUGUCUGAGGCAGGCCAAGAUGCCUUCCUAGUGGGUUUCAGAAGGUGUUGGAACCUGUGUGUUGCGUAGUUGUUACAUAGAAGAUAUGCCUGUUACGAAUGUUGGAGCUACAGCCACUACCACGUGGUACAGCGCCCCACCCAGUCAUCCUCCAGCCUCACCUCGCAUCUCCCAUCCGGCUAAAGUCUCAUCUCCCACACAUACGCAGCAUCCACCCUCCCAGCAGCCACACCCAACUAAACAUGGAGUGUCACAACAUACCUCUACAGCGUCGCAACACACCUUUGGUGCCUCACAUCCCAGGCACACGUUACAACACACAGAUGCGUCACAGGCAGCAUUACAACACGCUAGUGCAUCGCAGGCAGCAUCACAACACGCUAGUGCAUCGCAGGCAGCAUCACAACACACUACUGCAUCGCAGACAGCAUCACAACACACAAAGGCGUCACAGACAGCAUCACAACACACACAUGCGUCACACCCCAGGCAUGCGCCACACCCACACACACAUACCCCAGCUUCACGAGCACCCAGCUCACCUACGCUGGUACUCCCCCUCAAGCUAACGACUUCGAGUCCCCAAUCUUCAUCUCCGAAGCGAACAGUACCUCACUCCUCGAAGAUCACUUCACCAACACGACUCAGGAACACAGACAAACUUCCUUCGAUCUCCAAGGCCCCAUCUACCUCUGUAGUCGAAGUCAACAAUGCCUCUAGUUCGAUGAGAAACUCUUCAGGGAUGAAAGCUAAAUUAAGAGACGGAAAAUUAACCAAAGAAAAGACUAGGGAAAACAAGGAUAGCGGAGAUGCAGGUUCGGGGAAACAUCGGGAAGUUACCAAGAAGCUGGAUGCCAAGAUGGAAGCCAAAUCCAUUCCAAAGAGGAAGAAGUCUGAAAGAAGUAACUCAGAGACAGAGAUCAAACCAAAGAGGAUGGUAGUGAAGGAGCAGCCCCACAGCAUCACCAGGGUUGAUGACUCACAGCACAGAACUACUAGGGUUGACCCACAACACAGAGCCACCAGGGUGGACGACCCACAGCACAGACCCAUCACUGCCACAGUAACCAAAGUACGUGCACAAGAUGCCACUUCGAAGGUCACAAAGACCUGGCGUCGUCCAACGACGCUCAAGUUGACGCAACCUCAAACGUCAAAGACGAUAACAGAGAGGGUAAAGAGUGUGGAAAAGCAGCUGAAGGAACUGGACCUGAAAGAAACGACUCAAGAGAGAGUCACUGAGCAAGGGGACCUCCAAGACUUAGUCAGGCGAGAUGACUCUGUGCUGGAGGCUGGAGAUGCUGAGGCAGACGAACGAGAUAAAGAUAAUUUUAAGACAUAUAUAAAGUGUCCAACUGAUACAACUAUGGAGGAUACAGCCAUGAAUAAUGAAGCCAUUGAUUAUACAGCCAUGGAUGAUACAGUCAUGGAUGAUACAGCCAUGGAUGAUGCAGCCAUGGAUGAUACAGUCAUGGGUGAUACAGUCAUGGGUGAUACAGCCAUAUCCAGGAGCAUGAACCAGGGAUGGGACGAAGAUUUAUAUCACGACUCAUCUGUGGAUGAUACCCUAUUGGUAGGACUUACUCAUGUGAUGAGUGCCAGGGUGGAUGAGGACGAUAACAGGAUGAGUGAGAGCUCCAUUCAGGAUGAUGAAUGUGACAUAGACAGUUCUUACCUAUUUGUAGUUGCUGGGGUCGAUUCACAGCUCCUGGUCCCAUCUGGUGGAAAUGAUGAGUCUGUGAUGAAUUACAUUCAUGGUGAUGAAUCUGGCAGUGUUAUGAAGGAUGUUUCUGUAGGGGAUGAUAGCCCUGGCAUGGAUGAUUGUGCUAUGGAUGAUAGCCAGGACGUGAAAGAUGACUUUAAGAAUGAUGACAGCCAAGUUAUCAAGGAUGACAGCCGUGUCGUGAUGACUCGCCAGACUCUAGAUAUCAGCCAUCCCAUGAAUGAUAGCUACACUGACAGCAGUAAUAUUAUACACGAAGCUAGCACGGAUGACAGCCACACCAUGGAUGACAGCCAGAGCUGUAAAGGCAACUCAACUUUAGAUAACAUUCCCAACAUCAGUGUUGAUCUGACAGCUCCUGAACCAUAUCUGACAGCUCCUGAACCAUAUCCUGUCCACCUAAAAGAACCAGACGACUUGAAGACAGUACAGAAAAGAACCGAAAAGGCAAUAAUGGGUAAAGAGGAAACAGAAGAGGUAUUGAUGAUAGGAGAAAUAACUAAUACAAAGGUGGAAAGCAAUGAGAGAUGUAAUGGAAAUGGAAAAUCGAAGAUAAAAAGGGAAUUAGAGGUGAAGGAAGCGAUAACUGUGAGAGAGACAUCAAUGUUUGUGGGAAGUGGAACAGACAAGAGGAUGGAAGUAACAGGUGUAAAAGAGAGUAAAAAUAGAGAAGAAGAAAUGGGGAAGAGAGAGAGACGAACCAAGAGGAAGAUGGACACAGAGAGGACAAGAAACGGGUCCAAGAAGACGGCAAGAGUGUACGUAGAGAAAGGUAAAUACUUGUACGUUAUUUCUGUUUAAUGUUACGUAGGUAAC